AUGGAAGCUUCUAAUAAUAUUUGGAUCAAAUUAUUCAUAUUACUACUGUUUUUAAUAUUGAUUUUCUAUUAUGUAUCACUUCAAACAAAUCAUUAUAGAUUAAAGCAAACAUUUACAAAAUUCUAUGGAACUCUUAAUAGAACUCGAAUAUUAGCAAUAUAUAUUCCACUAUUUAAUACUGUCAUUUCAAAUGGUACAAAUACUACUACGAAAUAUCCCAUUAUUAAUAAUACUACCGUGAAAUAUUCGAUUAUGACUACAACAACUACUACUGGUCUUCCUACUACUAUUGAUCCAGCUGAGUUGCUUGUUGAAAGACCUCCUCCGGCUUCACGUCUUAAUAUUAAAGAUGACAAUGGUACUUUAGCUGUUUUUCUUUUUCAAACAAGGCAUCAUGUUCUGGCCAAUCUUCAAUUAUAUCUUGUUCGAAAACUUGCUAUUAAUUUAAUUACUAUUAAUUUAUUUACUGACGGUAACGCAUCAAAAGAAAUGCGUGAAGUCACUGAUAAACAUCAAGCUGAACUUUUUAGUUUUCCACAUGAGAAACAUCGACCUAAUGCAGGACCAUCUGAAAGAAAUGCGAAUAUUGUCAAUUGGGCUAUAUCUACAAGAGCUAAACGUUAUCUUAGUAAUGGUACUGCUAUUCUUAUACUUGAUGGUGAUGUUUUACCUUUAAGUCAAUUUAAUUCUGCAACAUUAUUAAAUUCUCAUGAUAUAGUUUGUCGAAAACAUCCAGCAGUAUUUGCACGAUUUUGUUGGAUUGGAUUUAUUUGUUUAAGUCCACAAUUAUAUAAUUCAAUUGAUAGUUUUGAUGUAGCACCAACUGCGCGUCAAGGUCGAGCUUAUGAUUCUGGUGGUAAAACAAUUGAAUAUUUAUUAAAAUAUGAAAAUGCAUCAUUUUCAUGGAUGAAAGAAACAAUUUUACUUAAUAUUGAUAAAGAUUUAUUUUGGGGUGCAGUUAAUCAAGAUAUUCAAUGGAUUCAACAAAAUUUUGGUGCAUGUGAUAAAUGUGGACCUGAAAUAUUUUUUUCACCAUUCAAUAAUAGUAAUGUUGUUUUUUAUCAUAUGAUUAGUGGAACUUCAGAAUGGAGAUUUUCACAUCAAAGUUCACGACGACAAUCAAUACAUGAUGCUAUUAUGCAAUCACCUUAUGGACCUAAACAACAAUAUGUAAUAUCUGAUGUGAUUGGUUCUGUAAAAAAGAUACAAAAAAUGGAAUUAAUACCUUUUCAUGGAAAUUUAACAUGUGAAAGAAUAUGUCAAGGUUAA
Molecule: messenger RNA, 1269 nt
Organism: Rotaria sp. Silwood2
Lineage: Eukaryota; Metazoa; Rotifera; Eurotatoria; Philodinida; Philodinidae
Source: the annotation of a GenBank genome assembly